CUAUAUAUACUACACUCCCAUGCAUUAUUCACCACUCUUUUACAAAAUGUCUUCGUCUUCAGAAAUUGUUGUCGCCGAGCCGUUUGAUCAAAGUGGCGCCAGUAGCAGCAGCUACAGUAGAGAGUAUAUUAGUAACGAUACGAGGCCUUUUACGAGAUCGAUUACUUAUGGCCGUCACUACGCUGCGGAGCCUUUUGAUAGUGAGAAGUUACCUGUCACUUUGGUUUCCGAAAUUCAGAGGUUUCUUCGUGUUGCUAAUUUAAUCGAAUUCGAAAAUCCCCGCGUUGCAUAUAUUUGUCGGUUUCAUGCUUUUGAAGUUGCACAUAACUUGGAUAGGAAUUCUAGUGGGAGGGGAGUAAGGCAAUUUAAAACUUCACUACUUCAGCGGCUUGAACAGGAUGAAGAAGUUACUAUCAGAACAAGGAAGGAAAAAAGUGAUAUACGUGAACUUAAACGUGUUUUUAAGUAUUACAAAGACUACAUUAUCGAGCAUGGCGGAGAUUGCAGUUUGGAACAUAGACAGAGGCUGAUUAAGUAUCGUGCAAUCGCUUCUGUUCUCCGGGAAGUAUUGGAUACAGUGACUAAUGCAGCUGAUUCACAGGCUGUAGCUGAUGGUGAUAGUAUUAGAGCAAAGUCUGAUUUUUACGUGCCAUAUAACAUUCUUCCCCUUGAUCAAGGAGGUGUUCAUCAAGCAAUAAUGCAACUCCCUGAGAUUAAAUUUUCAGUAGCUGUUAUUCGCAAUGUUCGGGGUUUACCUUUCAUUGAAGAUCUGAAGAGACGUGUAGCCCACAUUGAUUUGUUUGAUUGGCUCCAAUUUUGCUUUGGAUUUCAGAAAGGAAACAUUUCCAAUCAGAGGGAGCAUCUGAUAUUACUCCUUGCCAACACCCAUAUUCGACAAAGUAAUAAGCAAGCGCAUACGCCGAAGUUGGGGGAUGGAGCUCUUGAUGACCUGAUGAAGAAGUUCUUUAAAAAUUAUACAGAGUGGUGCAAAUAUCUGGAAAGAAAAAGCAACAUCAGGUUGCCCUAUUUAAAGCAAGAAGCCCAGCAAUAUAAGCUUUUAUAUAUAGGACUUUAUCUUCUUAUUUGGGGAGAAGCUGCAAACUUGAGGUUUAUGCCAGAGUGUCUAUGUUAUAUAUUUCACCAUAUGGCAUAUGAACUGCAUAGUAUGUUGAUUGAUGCGGUUAACAUGACGGGCGAGAAACUCAUGCCUGCUUAUGGGGGAGAAUCUGAGUCGUUUCUUAACAAAAUAGUUUCCCCCAUAUACAAGGUUAUUCAAGAGGAAGCGAUGAAAAGCAAAAAUGGCACAACUGAUCAUUCCAAAUGGAGAAAUUAUGAUGAUUUAAAUGAGUAUUUCUGGUCUCCUGAAUGUUUCCAAAUAGGUUGGCCCAUGAGGGAGGACCAUGAUUUCUUCUGUGUCAAUAACACAGGGGAGCCCAUACUCAGAAAAGAUAAGGGGUCAACUGAAACUACUGAAGAAGAUAACUGUGAAGAAAAUGAAGAUGGAGGAAUGGGGGCUGUUACAGAUGAAGGGAGAAAACAAAAAUGGUUGGGGAAGACAAAUUUUGUUGAGGUUCGCUCAUUUUGGCAGAUUUUCCGAAGCUUUGACAGAAUGUGGAGCUUUCUUAUUUUGUCUCUCCAGGCAAUGAUAAUGAUGGCCUCUAAUGAUAUGGAAUCUCCAUUACAAGUGUUUGACACUAAAAUACUUGAAGACAUCAUGAGCAUUUUUAUUACCUCUGCAGCCCUUAAACUAAUACAAGCUGUUUUGGAUAUUGCCUUUACAUGGAAUGCUAGAGGCACAAUGAAUUCCUCUCAAAUGAAGAAAAAGGUGCUGAAGAUGGUAGUUGCAGGGAUAUGGAUUAUCAUUCUUCCUAUUCUAUAUUCUAGUUCCAGCAAAAGAUAUAAAUGUUAUUCUUCAGAGUACGGGAGUUGGCUUGGAGAAUGGUGCUAUUCCCCCUAUAUGGUUGCAGUGGCAAUUUAUUUGCUAACAAAUGCACUUGACAUGAUACUUUUUCUUGUACCUGCAAUCGGCAGAUACAUUGAAACUUCAAAUUUCCGAAUCUGUACAGUCUUGUCUUGGUGGACUCAGCCCAGGUUAUAUGUUGGACGAGGAAUGCAAGAAAGUCAGCUAUCCAUAUUGAAGUACACGUUAUUCUGGGUGCUAUUGUUGCUAAGCAAAUUUUCAUUUAGCUACAAUUUUGAAAUAAAGCCGCUCAUAGCACCAACAAGACAAAUCAUGAAAAUUGGGGUGAAGGAUUACGAGUGGCAUGAGCUUUUUCCGAGAGUCAAGAGUAAUGCUGGUGCAAUCAUCGCAAUUUGGACUCCGAUAAUCAUGGUAUAUUUCAUGGACAUACAGAUAUGGUAUUCUGUGUUCUGCGCAAUAUUUGGUGGCUUUUAUGGGGUUCUGCAUCAUAUUGGAGAGAUACGAACCUUAGGCAUGCUGAGAAGUAAAUUUCAAGCUUUGCCUGCUGCAUUCAAUCACUGCUUCAUCCCACCAGUGAAAAGUAAAAGUAGCAGGAUGGGAUUAUUCAACGGGAGAUUUAAGAAGGCAUCUCAUACGGAGAAGAACGGUCUUGUAAAGUUUGUUCUAGUUUGGAACCAAAUUAUCAGUAGAAUCCGAGAAGAAGACUUGAUGAGCAACAAGGAGGUUGAUUUGAUGAAAAUACCAUUCUCACCAGAGUUGCUGUCCGGAAAGAUUCGUUGGCCUGUUUUUCUUCUAGCAAAUAAGGUUUCAGUAGCAUUAAGCAUUGCAAAAGAUUUUGUGGGAAAGGAUGCUAAUCUUCUUAGGAAAAUUAGGAAAGAUGACUACAUGUACAUGUCUGUCAUGGAAUGCUAUGAAUCACUCAAAAACAUCCUUGAAAUACUUGUAGUGGGAGACUUGGAAAGAAGGAUAAUUUCUGGCAUAGUAGAUGAGAUAGAGGAAAGUAUCGGAAGAUCAAGCUUUCUUGAAGACCUCAAAAUGAGUGCACUUCCAUGUCUACACGCUAAAUUAAUUGAAAUGGUUGAACUUUUGGUUGAGGGAGAUGAAGAUCACCAUGUUAAAGUGGUGAAAGUACUCCAAGAUAUUUUGGAAAUUGUAACAAAUGAUAUGAUGUUGAAGGGUUCCAGAACACUGAAUGCACUUAAUGCAGACAGAGAAAUUGAGGCAGGCUCGGCUGAACUGUUCAGUCAUGUGGUACCAGAACUGUUUGCCUCAAAGCAUUCAAUACAUUUCCCGUUGCCAGAUAGUAAUCCUUUAAACGAACAGAUCAAGCGUUUCCUUAUGCUACUUACCAUUAAAGAUACAGCACUAGACAUACCUUCAAAUUUGGAGGCCCGGAGGCGAAUUUCAUUUUUCGCCACCUCUCUGUUUAUGGACAUACCCACUGCUCCAAAAGUGCGUAACAUGUUGUCAUUCAGUGUAUUAACUCCACACUACCUGGAAGAAGUUACAUUUUCAACUAAAGAGCUUCAUUCCAGCCAAGAAGGAGUGUCCAUCAGCUUUUAUAUGCAACGGAUAUAUCCAGAUGAGUGGAAGAACUUUUUAGAACGCAUUGGGAGUGAAAAUUCAGACAACACAGGUGAUGAUAUUAAGGAGGAAGAUCUCAGAAAUUGGGCUUCAUAUAGGGGACAGACAUUGAGCAGAACUGUCAGAGGAAUGAUGUACUAUAGGCAAGCCUUAAAGUUACAAGCCUUCCUUGACAUGGCAGAAGAUGAUGAUAUUAUUCAGGGGUAUGAUGCCAUUGAAAGGGGAAAUGAUACACUGUCAGUGCAGCUUGAUGCAUUAGCAGACUUAAAAUUUACGCACGUCAUUUCUUGUCAACUGUUUGGAUCACAAAAAUCCACUGGACACCCCCAGGCCCAAGAUAUACUUGAUCUUAUGAUAAAGUAUCCUUCUCUACGUGUUGCUUAUGUUGAGGAGAAAGAAGAGAUUAUGUCUAAUAAGACUCAAAAGGUUUACUCAUCCAUCUUAGUUAAAGCUGUCAAUGGUUUUGAUCAGGAAAUAUAUCGCAUAAAGCUUCCAGGUCCACCAAAUAUUGGAGAAGGGAAACCUGAAAAUCAAAAUCAUGCUAUAAUUUUUACUCGUGGUGAAGCUCUCCAAGCUAUUGACAUGAAUCAAGACAAUUAUAUGGAAGAGGCUUUCAAGAUGAGAAAUGUCCUACAAGAAUUUUUAAGGCACCAGGGAACACACCGUCCAACAAUACUUGGUAUGAGGGAACACAUAUUUACUGGAAGUGUUUCUUCAUUAGCAUGGUUCAUGUCUUAUCAAGAAACCAGUUUUGUCACCAUUGGUCAAAGAAUUCUAGCAAAUCCUCUCAGGGUUAGGUUCCACUAUGGGCAUCCAGAUUUGUUUGACAGGGUAUUUCACUUAACCAGAGGUGGCAUAAGCAAAGCAUCAAAGACAAUUAAUUUGAGUGAAGAUGUUUUUGCCGGGUACAACACUACAUUACGACGAGGAUAUGUUACAUACCAUGAAUAUAUGCAAGUUGGCAAAGGACGUGAUGUAGGCCUUAAUCAGAUCUCAAAGUUUGAAGCCAAAGUAGCAAAUGGAAACAGUGAACAGACUAUUAGCCGUGACAUAUAUCGUCUUGGACGUCGAUUUGAUUUCUUUCGUAUGCUUUCUUGUUACUUCACAACCACCGGAUUUUACUUUAGCAGCCUGAUAUCAGUAAUUGGAAUCUAUGUUUUCCUGUAUGGACAACUAUACCUUGUCCUCAGUGGUUUGGAGAAAGCAAUUCUUCUGGAAGCUAAAAUCCAGAAUAUACAGUCCCUGGAAACUGCUCUAGCAUCUCAAUCAUUUAUCCAGCUUGGACUCUUAACAGGAUUACCUAUGGUAAUGGAGAUUGGACUUCAGAAAGGGUUUCUUACUGCUCUCAAGGAUUUUGUACUAAUGCAAUUACAGCUGGCUGCUGUGUUUUUCACUUUUAACCUUGGAACAAAAUCUCACUAUUAUGGCCGAACAAUUCUUCACGGGGGUGCAAAGUACAGACCAACAGGUCGGAAGUUUGUAGUUUUUCAUUCCAGUUUCACAGAGAAUUAUAGGUUAUAUUCUCGGAGUCAUUUUAUGAAAGGAUUUGAGCUACUGUUAUUAUUGGUUGUUUAUGAUUUGUUUCGGAAAUCAUACCGUAGCAGCAUGGCAUAUGUAUUGAUAACUUAUGCUGUCUGGUUCCUGUCAUUGACUUGGUUGUUUGCUCCAUUUCUGUUUAAUCCUUCUGGAUUCGAAUGGGGAAAGAUAGUAGAUGACUGGAAAGACUGGAACAAGUGGAUCAAACAGCAGGGUGGCAUGGGGAUUCAACAAGAUAAAAGCUGGCAGUCUUGGUGGUAUGAUGAGCAGGCCCAUCUUCGUCACUCAGGGCUGUGUUCAAGGUUGAUCGAGAUACUUCUUUCUCUUAGAUUUUUCCUUUACCAGUAUGGUCUGGUCUAUCACCUCGACAUAUCUGGACAGAACAAAAAUUUUAUAGUUUAUUUGCUCUCGUGGGUUGUCAUCAUCGUGAUUUUCCUGCUCAUCAAGGGAGUAAAAGUUGGAAGGUACUAUCUCAGUGAUAACCAUCAGCUUGCUUUCAGGCUUUCGAAAGUAUUACUUUUCCUUGGAGUUGUAGGCACCAUAAUGGCUCUCUCGUUUGUUUGUAAAUUAUCCUUGAUGGACUUAAUCGUGUGCUGUCUGGCAUUUUUACCAACAGGCUGGGGAUUAAUUCUGAUUGGGCAAGCUGUGAGGCCAAAGAUAGAAGGCACUGCAUUGUGGCAGUUCACUAGGCUAUUUGCUCAAGCUUAUGAUUAUGGAAUGGGGAUCAUUCUGUUUGCUCCUAUCGCUUGUCUUGCGUGGCUCCCGAUCAUCUCAGCUUUCCAAACUCGCUUCCUUUUCAAUGAAGCUUUCAGUAGGAGAUUACAAAUUCAACCAAUUCUUGCAGGAAAGAAGCAUCGCAAAUAAUAUAUCUCACCAUUGUUACAUACUUGGAAGCAGCGCAGAUAAAUAACACGAAUGUCGAUCUCGUAGUCAUGAAUAAUUGUCACAAUUUCUGAUUGUAAAUUAUGGUACAUCAUUCUAUAUUGUAAAUAGCAUUCAUAUUAAAGAGGUUUAGAAAUAUACAGACUUUGAGAUCGGUCUA
This is a messenger RNA of Daucus carota subsp. sativus, 6083 nucleotides long. RefSeq names its product putative callose synthase 8. Gene Ontology annotation, biological process: (1->3)-beta-D-glucan biosynthetic process. The record is from RefSeq and is a predicted model, not a curated record. Gene Ontology annotation, cellular component: plasma membrane; 1,3-beta-D-glucan synthase complex. Gene Ontology annotation, molecular function: 1,3-beta-D-glucan synthase activity. The transcript is spliced from 41 exons. Bases 20 to 5905 code for a protein of 1961 amino acids. NCBI's taxonomy places the organism in Eukaryota, Viridiplantae, Streptophyta, Magnoliopsida, Apiales, Apiaceae.